GUAGAGAAGAUUUUGAGGCUAUAACAAAUCAUGGACUAUAUUCCAUCCUCCAUGUUUCACUUUGACCAAACCGAUCAAGAUCAUCAUGAUCUUUUGCUUCAGUUAUCUUCUAAUCCUAAUUCCCAACAACAUCACACAAUCCAACAAGAUCCAUCUAACAACUCUGAUCACAGACAACCCAGAAAAGCAUCAAAUGCAAAUGUUGAUGUCAAUGAUGCAAAUCCCGGUGACAGUAAGAAAAGAAAGAUAAUGCAUAGAGAUGUCGAACGACAAAGAAGACAAGAAAUGGCUGCUCUUUAUAGAUCUCUGCGAUCGCUACUUCCUCUUGAAUAUCUAAAGGGGAAGCGAUCUAUAUCUGACCACAUGUGCGAGGCUGUGAAGUAUAUAAAAGAUCUACAAAACAGGAUCCAGGAGAUGGGUGAAAGGAGAGAUGAACUUAAAAGAUUUUCAGAUUUAUCAGGGUUAAGUUUUCCAUCAGAAUGUUUGCAAGUUGAUAAACAUGAAGAAGACAGUAUCACGGUUAGACGCUGCCUUGAAGGAAUAGAAGUUGUUGUUAGUACUGCCUUCACAAAUGAGCUUCCUCUUUCGAGAGUGCUGGAAGUUCUCAUUGGAGAAGGCCUAAAUAUCAUCAAUUGCUUGUCCACUAAAAUAAAUGAAAGGAUACUACACACUAUUCAAUCUGAGGUGGGCAAUGGAAGAAGCGUUGAUAUAUGUGAACUGCAACGAAAGAUAAUGAGAUCAGCUCUCCCAUGAUUGAAUUAAUUAGGUUCUAAUAUACUGAUUGAUGUGUUUUUGUUGGAAUAUCGUUUAACCUGGUGAAAAGUUGUUGCUUUUCUGGUAUUUCUUCUGUUUUCAUUAGUUGGAUGCUCAUAUUGCUUAUAAUAUGUUUCGG
Molecule: messenger RNA, 892 nt
Organism: Mangifera indica (mango)
Lineage: Eukaryota; Viridiplantae; Streptophyta; Magnoliopsida; Sapindales; Anacardiaceae
Product: transcription factor bHLH118-like
Exons: 3
Coding region: 31-753 (240 amino acids)
Biological process (GO): regulation of transcription by RNA polymerase II
Cellular component (GO): RNA polymerase II transcription regulator complex
Molecular function (GO): protein dimerization activity; DNA-binding transcription factor activity, RNA polymerase II-specific; RNA polymerase II transcription regulatory region sequence-specific DNA binding
Source: RefSeq, a predicted model, not a curated record